AGCGCGUAGUCUGCAUUUUUGUGAAGUAGAAGAGAUUUUUUGCCUUCACCCCGGAAGUAAAAUUGAAGAACGAUCACCGUGCAGGCAAAAAGGUUCAUCAGUCGAUGUUUAUUGGUCAAACAAUUUGCUGUCCAAUAGAGCAUGGGAGCUGAUAAAAGGACCAGUCGGGGAGAACGCAGCGGAAGAUAUGGCUCAGAUGAUCCGCGAGAUGAUUCACAUUGUCGUGACAGGCAUAGUCGUGAUGCUGAAAGGGAUCAUAAGCGCCAGGGGGCAGAUGACAGAGCCAAAGAUCGUUUUGACGACUGUCGAGACAAUCGUGAGAGGGGUCGAAAACGCCACAACAGUGACAGAUCAGAUGAUGAAUACGACGGAAACUAUGCAGACCAAGAUUAUAGAGAAGAGGAGGAAGAAGAGGAGAACAAGACGAUUAUGCUCAGGGGGCUCCCUCUUAAUGUCACCGAGGAAGAUAUCCGCUCAACCCUGGAGAAGCUGCCGGGUCCGCAACCGGUGGAUGUCCGCUUGAUGAAGAAACGGACUGGUAUAAGCCGAGGUUUCGCCUUCGUGGACUUUUAUCACUUGCAAGAUUCUACCAAGUGGAUGGAGACCAAUCAGUACAAGCUGGUGAUUCACGAGAGAAACAUCGCGGUGAACUACAGCAACAGGAAGCAGAGGUUUGACAACUGGCUUUGCAGCACUUGCGGUCUUUACAAUUUCCGGAAGAGACUGAAGUGUUUCCGGUGCGGUGCGACUAAAACUGAAGAUGCAACUACUGGUUUGAACGCAGAGUCGCAGCAGCCUUGGGAAUACAGUGGAGACACAAUAAUUCUGAGGAACCUUCCCCCUGCGUGCACUAUUGAUGAGAUUUUGAAGGCUUUGGCUCCCUUCGCCAACUUGUCUCCGUCCAACAUCCGCUUAAUCAAAGACAAGCAGACGGGACUUAAUCGAGGCUUCAGCUUUGUUCAGCUCUCUUCUCCCUUGGAAGCUUCGCAGCUGCUCACCAUUCUCCAGAGCCUCCAACCACCUUUGAAGAUAGAUGGUAAAAUAAUUGCCGUGGAUUACGCCAAGAGUGCAAAGAAAGAGUCAGCGCAGGCAGAUGCGAUCCGAAACAGCGCACUUUCUGUUGCCAGCACAGCCAUAGCUGCAGCCCAGUGGUCAGCCAGCCAGUUAAAACAAGGUUCAAGUACCACCACCGACGAGAACUAUGCACAUCAACCACAGGGACAGAAUUUUCAAGGAUGGCAGCAGCAAGCUCAAGGUUUGCCUCCUGUCACUGGUGAUGGAAUACUGGGAGCUGCUCCAGGGAUAAAGAAUAUGCUCCCUGCAGGUGUAAUCUUGCCUCAAGUUUUCCAACCCGUCAUCAUCAACCAGGCUGCCCUCCAUUUGGCAGGGCAGCUCGAUGCAACCCAACUGGCUUCGAAUUUUGGUGCCCCGUCAUUGGUCCCGGCAGCAGCCAACAUUGCCGUCCGCAACACUGGAACUGCUGCCCCAGACACGUCCACAUACCAGUAUGACGAGUCUUCUGGUUACUACUACGAUCCAAUCACCGGACUCUACUACGACCCCAACAGUCAGUACUACUACAACCCUGAAACGCAGCAGUACGUCUUCUGGGACAACGAGAAACAGGCCUACGUUCCUGCGCCGCCUGCGUCGGACGCAACGAGCACCACCGCUUCCUCUUCAGCUAGCAGCACCAGCAACAAGGAGCCCAAAGAGAAGAAAGAAAAGCCCAAAAGCAAGUCGGCACAGCAGAUCGCUAAGGACAUGGAGCGUUGGGCAAAGACGUUAAAUAAGCAAAAGGAAAGUGUUAAAACCAAUGUUCAAGCUGUGGGGGCGCAAAGGGAUGAAGAGAAGAAAGACGCCGCUGAUGCUUGUUUCACCAUUUUUGAGAAGAAGCAGACAGGAGCUUUUGAGAUGCCGCCCCUUCUGACUCAACAGGUCAAGCUGACAGAGCAGGAGCCGCCAGCUAAGAUCGCUCCAGUCGUCGCUAACGACAAGGUCAGCGAACCCGACGAGGGUGGCUCGGAUUCCAAAGCAGACGACAGCGGCAAAAUAACCGAUUGGGCCAAGUUGGUUUGCCUCCUGUGUCGCCGGCAGUUCCCCACAAAAGAGGCUCUGCUGCGGCACCAGCAACUCUCUGACCUUCAUAAGCAAAACCUGGAAAUCCACAGACGGUCCCAGCUCUCUGAAGACGAGCUGGAGGACCUGGAGAGGAAAGAGGCUGAGCUGAAAUACCGAGACCGGGCUGCAGAGAGGAGAGAGAAGUACGGCGUUCCGGAUCCUCCUAAGAAAGUCUUCAAGCGGGCCGCCCCAACCGUACACUACGAGCAGCCCACCAAGGAUGGCCUGACGAGUGACAACAUCGGAAACAAGAUGCUCCAGGCGAUGGGCUGGCAGGAAGGCAAAGGCUUGGGGCGCCACCAGCAAGGCAUCACUGUUCCUAUCUCAGCUUCCUUAAGAACCAAGGGUACCGGCUUGGGAAUUAAAGGAAGCAGCUUGGAAGUGCCGCCGUCGGGCAACUACAAGGAUGCCGUCCGCAAAGCCAUGUUUGCGCGCUUCACUGACAUGGACUGACAAAUACAACCUCAACCCCAACUUAUUUUUAGGAAAUUAAUUCUUAUCGGUUUACAUUCAUGGUUGCUCCAGCUGUGAGGCGGAUUGUGCCCUGGAUUGUUCAGAUGGACGGUCAUUCACACACUGUCAUGCACAUCCAUCAUCGCUGAGCAGUAAUCGAUUAUUGGUGACAAUGUACAGCGAAAUUACUCAUUCUGUUUGUGAAUGGCAUUUUAUACUUAUAUGAUUUAGUCUUUCCACAUGACCAUUUUAGUUGCACAAACAUGUACAGUACAUGGGUUUGUAAAGGAAACUGUAAGAUGCCUUAGCAAUAUGAUGAUUAAAAAAAAAAAGAUCUUUUUGCUCACUAUCAUA
This is a messenger RNA of Syngnathus acus (greater pipefish), 2928 nucleotides long. Its product is annotated as RNA-binding protein 5-like. Gene Ontology annotation, biological process: mRNA splicing, via spliceosome. Gene Ontology annotation, molecular function: RNA binding. The record is from RefSeq and is a predicted model, not a curated record. The transcript has 25 exons. Gene Ontology annotation, cellular component: nucleus. The coding region runs from base 142 to 2574 and encodes 810 amino acids. NCBI's taxonomy places the organism in Eukaryota, Metazoa, Chordata, Actinopteri, Syngnathiformes, Syngnathidae.